Messenger RNA from Trichosurus vulpecula (common brushtail), 960 nucleotides. RefSeq names its product olfactory receptor 5D18-like. The record is from RefSeq and is a predicted model, not a curated record. Gene Ontology annotation, molecular function: olfactory receptor activity; odorant binding; G protein-coupled receptor activity. Gene Ontology annotation, cellular component: membrane. Bases 1 to 960 code for a protein of 319 amino acids. Lineage: Eukaryota; Metazoa; Chordata; Mammalia; Diprotodontia; Phalangeridae. Gene Ontology annotation, biological process: sensory perception of smell; G protein-coupled receptor signaling pathway. The transcript has a single exon.
AUGCUGAGCCCUGAGAAGAAUCAGAGUGGCACAGUCACAUUCAUCCUCUUAGGUUUCUCUGAUAACCCAGAGCUCCAGGUCCCACUCUUCCUGAUAUUCCUUGCCAUUUAUAUUGUGACUGUGGUGGGGAAUCUGGGGAUGAUUAUCAUCAUCAAGAUCACCUCCAAACUCCACACACCCAUGUACUUUUUCCUCAGCCAUUUGUCCUUUGUGGAUUUCUGUUAUUCUACGGUUGUUACACCCAAGCUGCUGGAGAACCUGGCUGUGGCAGACAGAACAAUAUCCUUUAAGGGUUGUAUCACCCAAUUCUUUUUUGCUUGCACCUUUGUGGUGACAGAGACAUUCAUGUUGGCAGUGAUGGCCUAUGACCGGGUUGUGGCCAUUUCUAAUCCCUUGAUGUAUACAGUGGCCAUGUCCCAGACACUUUGCACACUACUGGUGAUUGGGGCCUAUGCAUGGGGCAUUAUCUCUUCCCUUGUUGUCAUGUCCUCCCUCCUUUCAUUAUCUUUUUGUCAGUUUAGCAUCCUGGAUAACUUUCUCUGUGAAUAUUCUGUCAUCCUCUCUGCUUCCUGCUCUGAUACUUAUAUGAGUGAAAUGAUUCUUUUCACCUUUGCUACUUUCAAUGAGGUGAGCACACUUGUGAUUGUCCUUACCUCCUACCUUUUUAUUUUGACUACUGUCCUGCAGAUGGAUUCAGCCAGUGGGAGACGUAAAGCCUUCUCCACAUGUGCCUCACAUUUCAUGGCCAUCACUAUCUACCAUGGGACAAUUCUCUUCCUCUAUUGUGUGCCCAGGAAUCAAAACCUCAAGGAGGAGGUCAAAGUGGCUUCUGUCUUUUAUACAGUGAUAAUUCCUAUGCUGAACCCCCUGAUCUAUAGUCUGAGAAACAAAGAUGUGAAAGAAGCAGUCAACAAUUUAAAGGUCACCAAAAUCUUACCUCAAUUAAUUCAUUCUCAUUAA